AUGUCUGGAGCAGGAGAAAGGGAGGCAGUCUUCCCGACUCGCCAAUCCCUCGGGUUAAUGAAAGCCAAGCUCAAGGGAGCUGAGCAGGGUCACAGCUUACUCAAGCGCAAGAGUGAAGCUCUCACCAAACGUUUCCGAGAAAUUACAAGGCGAAUUGAUGAGGCCAAGAGGAAGAUGGGCCGAGUGAUGCAGAUCGCUUCUUUCUCUCUGGCCGAGGUGACAUAUGCCGUCGGUGGAGACAUCGGCUACCAGGUGCAAGAGUCUGUCAAGGCGGCACGGUUCAGGGUGCGGGCAAAGCAAGAGAACGUCUCUGGUGUGCUGCUACCGGCCUUCGAGAGCUACACCGAGGAGGGCAUCAACGACUUUGCCAUGACUGGUCUCGGCAAGGGUGGUCAGCAAGUUCAGAGGUGUAGAGAGACAUAUGCCAGGGCCGUCGAGGCGCUGGUGGAGCUGGCGAGCCUUCAGACUGCGUUUGUGAUCCUCGACGAGGUCAUCAAGGUCGUCAACCGAAGAGUGAAUGCCAUCGAGCAUGUCAUCAUUCCUCGGACAGAGAAUACCAUCAAAUACAUCAACUCCGAGCUCGACGAGCUGGACAGAGAGGAGUUCUACCGGCUGAAGAAGGUCGCAAACAAGAAGCAGCGAGACAAUGCCGCUUUGGACGCCGAGAUGGCUGCGAAGAGAGAGGCUCAGGCAGGGCACGAGCAACACGGUGGGGACGACAACAGUGGGCCCGCAGAUGUGCUUGGGGCUGAGGAGGAUGAGGAUGUUAUUUUCUAG
Diaporthe citri is the source of this 777-nucleotide messenger RNA. RefSeq lists its product as uncharacterized. Gene Ontology annotation, biological process: vacuolar acidification. The transcript has 6 exons. Gene Ontology annotation, molecular function: proton-transporting ATPase activity, rotational mechanism. Lineage: Eukaryota; Fungi; Ascomycota; Sordariomycetes; Diaporthales; Diaporthaceae. Gene Ontology annotation, cellular component: fungal-type vacuole membrane; vacuolar proton-transporting V-type ATPase complex. Bases 1 to 777 code for a protein of 258 amino acids. The record is from RefSeq and is a predicted model, not a curated record.